Messenger RNA from Pipistrellus nathusii (Nathusius's pipistrelle), 7641 nucleotides. NCBI's taxonomy places the organism in Eukaryota, Metazoa, Chordata, Mammalia, Chiroptera, Vespertilionidae. The record is from the annotation of a GenBank genome assembly.
AUGGAGGUGCUUCAGUGCGAUGGCUGUGACUUCAGAGCCCCGUCCUAUGAAGAUCUCAAGGCGCACAUCCAGGAUGUCCACACGGCAUUCCUGCAGCCCACCGAUGUCGCCGAAGACAGCGCGAAUGAGCCCCGAUCCGGGUCCAUGAAUGCCAGUAAUCAGACGGAGGUGGAGUUCUCGUCUAUAAAGGAUGAAUUUGGGAUCGCAGAGGAUUUAUCAGGUCAAAAUGCAACCACAUUGGGGACCGGAGGUUACUAUGGCCACAGUCCAGGAUAUUACGGUCAGCACGUCACCCCUAGUCCCAAACCAACGAGCAAGUUUUUCCAAUGCAAGUUCUGCAUACGCUACUUCAGGUCCAAAAACCUCCUCAUUGAACACACGAGGAAGGUUCAUGGGGCGCAGGCUGAAGGGAGUUCGGCGGGAUCCCCCCUUCCGGGGUCCAUAAACUACAACAUCAUGAUGCACGAGGGGUUUGGAAAGGUCUUCUCCUGCCAGUUUUGCACGUACAAGUCACCACGGAGGGCAAGGAUCAUGAAGCACCAGAAGAUGUAUCACAAAAACAGCUUGAAGGAGAUCGCCGCUCUCCCUCCCGCCCCUGUCCCCAUGCCCGACCCCGUGAUCCCGCCCGUGUCCCUGCAGGACCCCUGCAAGGAGCUGCCCGCUGAGGUGGUGGAGCGCAGCAUCCUGGAGUCCAUGGUCAAGCCCCUGACCAAGUCCCGGGGCAACUUCUGCUGCGAGUGGUGCAGCUACCAGACACCGCGCCGGGAACGGUGGUGCGACCACAUGAUGAAGAAGCACCGCAGCAUGGUCAAGGUCCUCUCCAACCUCAGACAGGACGGGACGGGUCUCCCCGACCUGCCCAAGAACGAGCCCAGCCCCACGUCCAACUCCUCCACCUACCUGUCCAUGAACGCUGCCAGCCGGGAGGUGCCCAACGCCAGUGUCCCCAGCUUCAGGGGCUCCGUCAGCAAUUCCAUCCUGAGGCCCAACUCCUCGUCCGCCUCCAAGUACUCGCCCCUGUCCUACCCGCCGAUGAAGCCGAAGUCACCUCACAACUCGGGCCUCGUUAACCUGGCGGAAAGGUCCCGCUACGGGAUGGCCGACAUGACGAAUUCCCCCGCCGACCUGGAGACGAACAGCAUGCUGAAUGACUCUAGUUCCGAGGAAGAGCUCAACGAGCUGGACAGCGAGAACGGCCUCAACGCCAUGGACCACCAGGCGUCGGGCCUGUCCGCCGAGCAGCUCAUGGGCUCCGACGGCCACAAGUUGCUGGAGACCAAGGGGAUCCCCUUCCGGAGGUUCAUGAACAGGUUCCAGUGCCCCUUCUGCCCUUUCCUCACCAUGCACCGCCGCAGCAUCUCCCGGCACAUAGAGAACAUCCACCUGUCCGGCAAGACGGCGGUGUACAAAUGUGACGAGUGUCCGUUUACUUGCAAGAGCUCGCUCAAGCUGGGGGCCCACAAACAGUGUCACACGGGUACGACGUCCGACUGGGAUGCCCUGAACUCCCAGAGCGAGAGCAUCGCCGCCUCCAUGAACGAAGGGGUCGUGUCGUACGAGAGCCCGAGCAUCAACGGCAGGAAAUCGGGAGUCCUGCUGGACUCCCUGCAGCAGCCGCCGCCGCCGCCCCCGCCCCCGCCGCCACCGCCGCCUCCAUCGCAGCCUCAGCAGCUGCCGCCACCGCAUCAGCUGCCCCCCCAGCCCCAGCCCCCGCCGCCGCAGCCCCCCGUGCCAGCCCCGCCCCUGCACCCGUACAAGUGCACCAUGUGUAACUACUCCACCACCACUCUGAAAGGGCUACGCGUCCAUCAGCAGCACAAGCACUCCUUCUGCGACAACUUGCCAAAAUUCGAGGGGCCGCCCCCCGGCCUCCCGUUGGAAAGCGAGGCGGACGGCCACCCCUCUUCCAGCAACACUGUGAAGAAAAGCCAGACCUCAAUCCUCGGGUUGUCCUCCAAGAACAACUUCGUGGCCAAGGCCCCCCGAAAGCUGGCCAGCGACUUCCCCCUCGACCUGUCGCCCGUGAAGAAGCGGACGAGGAUCGACGAGAUCGCGAGCAACCUGCAGAGCAAGAUCAACCAGAGCAAGCAGCUGGAGGAUGCCGUGAUCAACGUCGAGGACGACGAGGAGGAGAUGGAGGAAGACCACGAGGUGGAGAUCGAGGUGGAGCUGGACCGGGAGGAGGAGCCGCCGGAGCCCCCGGUCCUGGAGGUGCCCCCGCCCUUCGCCUCGCAGCCCAUCUGGGUGCGGGACGCGGGCGGCGAGCCCCAGAAGGAGCCCCCCGGCUUCCGAAGCAUCAGCCACGACUACAGCGCCACCAACGGGGCCGAGAUCGAGCUCACGCUCUCCGAGGACGAGGAGGACUACUACGGCUCCUCGGCGAACCUGAAGGAUCACCAGCUCCCCGGCACCGCUCUGCUCAACGCCCAGGUCCCCCUGUACGGCCCCGAGCACAACAGCGAGAGCACGGACUUCGGCGACUCCGGGAGGCUCUACUAUUGCAAACACUGUGACUUCAACAACAAGUCCGCCCGGAGCGUCAGCACCCACUACCAGCGGAUGCACCCGUACAUCAAGUUCAGCUUCAGGUACAUCCUGGACCCCAACGACCACAGCGCAGUGUACCGGUGCCUGGAGUGCUACAUCGACUACACCAACUUCGAGGACCUGCAGCAGCACUACGGGGAGCACCACCCCGAGGCCAUGAACGUCCUCAACUUCGACCACUCGGACCUGAUCUACCGGUGUCGCUUCUGCUCCUACACGAGCCCCAACGUCCGGAGCCUGAUGCCGCACUACCAAAGAAUGCACCCCACGGUGAAGAUCAACAACGCCAUGAUCUUCUCCAGCUACGUGGUGGAGCAGCAGGAGGGGCUGAGCGCCGAGUCCCAGACGCUGAGGGAGAUCCUCAACUCGGCGCCCAAGACCCUGGGCACGUCCACGCCCGUGGCGGCUCGCGGCGGCAGCGGCCUGGCCUUCGGCAAGGGCACCCCCCCCAAGACCUUUCCUCCAGAAUGUGAAAACCAGAAGGACCCCUCCAUGAGCACCGUGGUCGUCUACGACUGCGACGUGUGCUCCUUCGCCAGCCCCAACAUGCACUCUGUCCUGGUCCACUACCAGAAGAAGCACCCCGAGGAAAAGGCCUCCUACUUUAGGAUCCAGAAAACCAUGCGCAUGGUGUCUGUGGACAGGGGCGCCGCCCUUGCCCAGUUGUCCUUUGAGGUGGGUGCUCCCAUGUCUCCCAAAAUGUCCACCAUGGGUUCCCCGCCUCCCCCCCCGCCGCCCCCGCCACCAGACCUCAGCACUGAGCUUUACUACUGCAAACACUGCUCCUACAGCAAUCGGUCCGUUGUGGGAGUGCUUGUCCACUACCAGAAAAGACACCCCGAGAUAAAGGUCACUGCCAAGUACAUCAGGCAGGUCCCCCCCACGGCCGCCGUGCUGAGGGGGGCCGAGGGGCCCCAGGGCUCCCCGCGGCCGCCCGCCUCCAUGCCGCCCCUGGGCGGCCGCGGCGGCGGCAGCUCAGAGAGAGAUGGCCCCCCGGCGGCAGCGGAGACCGAGAUGUUCUUCUGCCAGCACUGUGAUUACGGGAACCGGACAGUCAAAGGGGUACUCAUCCACUACCAGAAGAAGCACCGGGACUUCAAGGCCAACGCCGACGUGAUCCGGCAGCACACGGCCACCAUCCGGAGCCUCUGCGACCGGAACCAGAGGAAGCCCGCCGCCGCCGCUGGCUGCGUGCUGGCCGCCCCCUCGGGCGCCGCGGAGCGGGACAAGGCGAAGCUGCGCGCCCUCAAGUGCAGGCAGUGCUCCUACACCUCCCCCUACUUCUACGCCCUGAGGAAGCACACCAAGAAGGACCACCCCGCCCUCAAGGCCACGGUCACGUCCAUCAUGCGGUGGGCCUUCCUGGACGGCUCCAUCGAGGCCGGCUACCACUGCGAGUGGUGCAUCUACUCGCACACGGAGCCCAGCGGCCUGCUCCUGCACUACCAGCGGAGGCACCCCGAGCACUACGUGGACUACACCUACAUGGCCACCAAGCUGUGGGCCGGGCCGGACCCCUCCCCGCCCUCCCUCCUGAUGCCCGCCGAGGCCAAGACCUACCGCUGCCGGGACUGCGUCUUCGAAGCCAUCUCCAUCUGGGACAUCACCAACCACUACCAGGCGUUCCACCCGUGGGCCAUGAACGGGGACGAGUCCGUGCUGCUGGACAUCAUCAAGGAGAAGGACGAGAACCCCCUGCCGCCGUCCGACGACCUGGCGGGCCCCGUGAACUGCGAGGGCGGCCUGCCCGCCCCCCUCGCCGCCGAGCAGGACGCGGAGUGCCCCGAGGACGCCCGCCUCUCCCCCGAGAAGGGGCUCCAGCUCUCCUCCGCCAACCCCGCCAUCAGCUCCACGCCGUACCAGUGCACCGUGUGCCAGUCCGAGUACAACAACCUGCAUGGCCUGCUGACCCACUACGGCAAGAAGCACCCGGGCAUGAAGGUGAAGGCCGCCGACUUCGCCCAGGACGUCGACAUCCACCCGGGCGCCGUCUACAAGUGCCGGCACUGCCCCUACAUCAACACCCGCAUCCACGGCGUCCUCACCCACUACCAGAAGCGGCACCCGGCCGUCAAGGUGACCGCCGAGGACUUCGUGCACGACGUGGAGCAGCCGGCCGACCUGGCCCAGAGCGACGUGGAGGAGACGAGCCGCAUCUUCAAGCAGGGCUUCGGCGCGUACCGCUGCAAGCUGUGCCCCUACACGCACGGCACGCUGGAGAAGCUCCGGAUCCACUACGAGAAGUACCACAACCAGCCCGAGUUCGACGUCUUUUCCCCGUCGCCCCCCAAGCUGCCGCUGUCCCUCGCCGAGCCCGAGAUCACCACCACCGCCGCCGCUGCCGCCGCCUCCGCCGAGGCGAGCCCCUCCCAGGUCUCCGCUGCCGAGGAGGAGGUGGGGGGCGAGGAGCCUGUGCCCGCCGCGCACUUCUCUACCUCGCACCUGGCCUCGCACACGGUGUUCCGGUGCCAGCUCUGCAAGUACUUCUGCUCCACGCGCAAGGGCAUCGCCCGGCACUACCGCAUCAAGCACAACAACGUGCGCGCCCAGCCCGAGGGCAAGAACAACCUCUUCAAGUGCGCCCUGUGCUCCUACACCAACCCCAUCCGCAAGGGGCUGGCGGCCCACUACCAGAAGCGCCACGACAUCGACGCCUACUACACCCACUGCCUGGCCGCCUCCCGCACCAUCAGCGACAAGCCCAGCAAGGUCAUCAUCCCGUCGCCGCCCAAGGACGACUCCCCGCAGCUCAGCGAGGAGCUGCGGCGGGCGGUGGAGAAGAAGAAGUGCUCCCUCUGCUCCUUCCAGUCCUUCAGCAAGAAGGGCAUCGUGUCCCACUACAUGAAGCGCCACCCGGGGGUCUUCCCCAAGAAGCAGCACGCCAGCAAGCUGGGGGGCUACUUCACGGCCGUGUACGCCGACGAGCCCGAGAAGCCGGCGCCCCCGCUGCCUCUGCCGUCGGAAGAGGAGGAGAGGGGCGGCCCGGAGAGAGCCGCCGAGGUGGAGGGGGGAGGAGGAGGAGGCGGCGAGGCGCAGGAGAUGGAGUGGCUGCCGUUCCGCUGCAUCAAAUGCUUCAAGCUGUCCUUCAGCACGGCCGAGCUGCUGUGCAUGCACUACACCGACCACCACAGCCGGGACCUCAAGAGGGACUUCGUCAUCCUGGGAGGCGGCGGCGGCGGCGGCGGCCCCCGGCCGCAGGGCGCCGCCUACCAGUGCAAGCACUGCGACAGCAAGCUGCAGAGCACCACCGAGCUGACCUCGCACUUGAGCGUUCACAAUGAGGAAUUCCAGAAGCGUGCCAAGCGUCAGGAGAGGAGGAAACAGCUUUUGAGCAAGCAGAAAUAUGCAGAUGGUGCUUUUGCAGAUUUCAAACAAGAGAGGCCUUUUGGUCACUUAGAAGAGGUGCCAAAGAUCAAGGAGCGGAAGGUGGUGGGCUACAAGUGUAAAUUCUGUGUGGAAGUGCACCCGACGCUCCGGGCCAUCUGCAACCACCUGCGGAAGCACGUCCAGUACGGCAGCGUCCCCGCCGUGUCCGCCGUGAAGCAGGAGGCUGAGGACCCUGCCCACUUGUUCCUGGACGGACUGGACGCAGCCAAAGAUGGGCUGCGUUCUCACGAGAGGAGCCACCUGGCCCUGGCCAUGUUCGCCCGCGAGGACAAGUACAGCUGCCAGUAUUGCUCCUUUGUCUCCGCAUUCAGGCACAAUUUGGAUCGCCAUAUGCAAACCCACCACGGACACCAUAAACCAUUCCGAUGCAAACUCUGCUCCUUCAAGUCCUCCUACAACAGCCGCCUAAAAACACACCUACUCAAAGCUCAUGCUGGUGAACAUGCCUACAAAUGUUCUUGGUGCUCCUUCUCCACCAUGACAAUCAGCCAGUUAAAGGAACACUCCCUCAAGGUCCACGGGAAAGCCCUGACGCUGCCCAGGCCUCGGAUCGUCAGCCUGCUCUCCUCCCACAACCACCACGCUGCCCAGAAAGCCGCACCGGCGGAAGAAGUGGAAGACUCCAAUGACUCGUCCUACUCGGAGCCCCCCGACGUGCAGCAGCAGCUGAACCACUACCAGUCGGCCGCGCUGGCAAGGAACAACAGCCGCGUCAGCCCCGGGCCGCUCUCCGGGGAGCAGAAGGCCGAGGCGGUGCUCCACUGCGAAUUCUGUGAAUUCUCCUCGGGCUACAUCCAGAGCAUCCGGCGCCACUACAGGGACAAGCACGGCGGCAAGAAGCUCUUCAAGUGCAAGGACUGCUCUUUUUACACGGGCUUCAAGUCUGCCUUUACUAUGCACGUGGAAGCUGGGCACUCAGCCGUGCCCGAGGAGGGACCCAAAGACCUGCGCUGCCCCCUCUGCCUCUAUCACACCAAAUACAAGCGCAACAUGAUCGACCACAUCGUGCUGCACCGAGAGGAGCGUGUGGUCCCCAUCGAGGUGUGCCGGUCCAAGCUGUCCAAGUACCUGCAGGGCGUGGUCUUCCGCUGCGACAAGUGCACCUUCACCUGCUCCAGCGACGAGAGCCUCCAGCAGCACAUAGAAAAGCACAAUGAACUGAAGCCGUACAAGUGCCAGCUCUGCUACUACGAGGCCAAGCACACGGAGGAGCUGGACAGCCACCUGCGGGACGAGCAUAAGGUGAGCCGGAACUUCGAGCUGGUCGGACGGGUCAACCUGGACCAGCUGGAGCAGAUGAAGGGCAAGCUGGAGAGCUCCAGCAGCGAGGACGACGACAAGGAGGAGGAAGUGGGCAAGGCCGAAGACAGAGAUCUGAUGAGGUUCGCUGACCGCGGGGCUGCCAUGAACGCUCAGAAGCGCUUUCCGUGUGAAUUCUGCGGGCGGGCGUUUUCGCAGGGCUCCGAGUGGGAGAGGCACGUGCUGAGACACGGCAUGGCGUUGAAUGACACCCAGCAGGUGAGCCGAGAAGAGAUCCAGCUACAGGAGAGCGUGCAGGACGGCGUGAAGAUGCCCUGCAUUGAGGAGAAGGAGGACGAUGUCGAGGCGCUCGGGAUGGACUUUUCCCUCAAGAGCGAGACAGUAGCCAUCUGCGUAGUGGCUGCCGACAGAUCCCUCCUGGAGGACGCCGAGGCCGAGAAGGAAUAA